Molecule: messenger RNA, 1378 nt
Organism: Gloeophyllum trabeum ATCC 11539
Lineage: Eukaryota; Fungi; Basidiomycota; Agaricomycetes; Gloeophyllales; Gloeophyllaceae
Exons: 10
Source: RefSeq, a predicted model, not a curated record
AUGCUUGAUACUACGCAGUCAUUGCAGUCCCAGAACCGCGCUAAAGUGGACAAGCUGAAGAAAGUGGUUAUGGAACAAUAUUCGUUCCUCUCUCGAUACGAGAAGUGCUGGCCGGUCCACGACAUGUUGAAGUGCCAUCUUAAAUACACUCGUACGAAGAAAGGCAGCCAGAAGACCCGCAAAGGGAAGGGAAAGGCGGUCGAGACAGCCUCUAAUAGCCAGAAGAGCAAGCUGAGAAGCAGUCGCCAGAGGAGCAUUGACGCGGUGAACGAUAAACCGAGGUCCAGGAAGUGCCCACCGCGUUAUCAAACGAUCACACAUCUUCUUCUCCGUCGCACUGACACUGCGGUGAAUGGUGUCCUUGGCCAGUAUGAUGAAUCGAACCUCGGGGACGACGCAGUAGUAAACUGUGAAGGGAAUCAUGGCCAUAUCUUGGCUUCCCAAGCGCAGGCCAAAUAUCUGGCCUUAUUCCCCCUUGCCGUAGAUACACUUUCUGAUCUCUUGGACGCGAGCCAAGACGGUUUGGGUCGACGACUCACCAUUGCUGAAGUUCGCGAUCGGGAGUCUCUGGUUCUGCACUACGCAACUCUGAGCCGCUUUAUGCAGUCCAGCCCACUGAGCGCCGCUGGAUGUUGCCGCUCUCUGAACAAUAGCAUUCUGAAAGAUCUACGGUGCCUCGCGAAUGGCGUCCCGCGGAUGAGUCCACUCUUACAUUCCUCAAGGCAGUGCAUAGGCGGCAUUGUUCCAACAACGCCACUCCUUCGUCCUCCCUUUGAUAGUACAUCUAUUAAGAGUGUCGCGGAACCGCCACAAGGGUGCUACGUGAUCCACACAACGUCCUCCGACAGGAUGGAGUCUGACGAUCGUCCAACACCACCCGCUGGCUCAGUAGACCUGGCGAUGUCCUCAGAAGCCGGUCUCAAUCUAGAGAGGAUGGAGUCUGACAAUCGUCCAGUACCUCCGGCUGGCUCAUCAAACCCGGCCCAAGGUCCGUCAGCAUCCAUGGGCACAGUUCCCGAAGUCGAGAAUGAAGAUGCGAUGUCCGAGUACGAAGAUGCCGAGGCGGAUAUUGAAAUGACCAUGGAACCAUCUGGCAAGCGUCGUGCAGCAGGUGGGCAUGAUCGUCAGCCUCCUCCCCGCCACAAGCCGGAACAUGGCCGUACCAAAGUGAGAAUCGUCGAGUCCACUCAUUGGGAGAAGCGAUUCCGUGCCCUGGAAGGCGAUGUAGCCAAGAUCCAGGAGAUUGGACAGAACGCAAUCUCACGACUGCAGGCAGAAAAGGCAGCACUUGAGGGGCAGCUGAGAGACCAGGCACUGAGUAAUGCCAACAUGACCCAGCAGCUGGUGACGUUGCAAGAAAUGGUGCAGAAACAUGUCG